Messenger RNA from Penicillium cosmopolitanum, 1701 nucleotides. Its product is annotated as putative tRNA-specific adenosine-34 deaminase subunit Tad3. NCBI's taxonomy places the organism in Eukaryota, Fungi, Ascomycota, Eurotiomycetes, Eurotiales, Aspergillaceae. The transcript has 4 exons. Gene Ontology annotation, molecular function: catalytic activity. Bases 1 to 1701 code for a protein of 566 amino acids. The record is from RefSeq and is a predicted model, not a curated record.
AUGGAUGCGUCCACGCACGACGCUCCCUCCGCUUCCGCUUCCAUGCGGGACAUCGUUGAGGCAAUUCAGCCUCUGGAUGGACAUGUAGUUCCUAUCAAAUCUAUCCAAGAAGUCAACCCACCUGAGGGCUAUGAUGAUGCUUAUGUCGCUGAAGUCGACAUCAAAUCCGCAUCCAGAGUGAUCAAAGCUCUCGAUGCCGCAUUCCCUCGCGACUCGUCCCUCCCACUCAACCAUCUGCGCCGCUUCUGCAAGCGCGACAAGUUGCCAGAGUCAGUGAAGCAAUUCGUGGAUGAAGCCUAUCCUCAGAAAUCUUCCAUGGCACCAAGCAUCUUUAUCCUCCUUGGAAUUUCUCUUCCUGAUCUGGAAGCUGUCCGCACCCUGCUCGAGCCUUUCAUACCAGUGCCUCGUGCCCGUUCUCACUCUCCACAGGAGCCACAGGAGACCUCCACUCCCAGUAGCCCAGAGCAAUCACCAGAGCUUACGCUUUUCCGCACCAAGAUCCCUAUCUAUCCACCUGCCAGUGCGAAAGUGGCUGAUGUCUGGAGCGCAUCUCUGUGGCCCGUGACCUUCAAUCCCGCAGCCUCUCGAUCGACCGUCGCACCUAAUCCCCAAACUCUCAACCGUGACCAGAAGUCAAUUGAACCUCGUGCUGGAUAUUACGUGUCUCUGGCACGAGAGGUCGCACUGGAGGCAAAGCAAUCGGGCCGCGGACGCGGUGUAGGUGCGGUGAUCGUUGACCCCAGAAUCGAGGCGCAAAUCGACGAAAAAGCCUGGGAAGAAGGUUACAACAGCCGAGAGCGCUGGCCACAGGCCGUAGUCGCUGUCGCUGGUGACUGUCGCUUUGCAAGAUCUGAAGCUGGCGGACCUUCCCAAAUGGACAGGCAUCCUGGUAUUGCACCCAACCCAGCAUGCGAAACGUACAACUCGGACCACGAAGGUGGCCCAGACUUGCACGCAUUAAUGCGUGCAGUUGAACUGGUUGCGCGCUCGAGGAGGGAGGACCCAGAAAAUGAGGUUGACUUAGCAGCUAUGGCCUGUCAACCUAUCGUCCACACGGAUCCCCAGCUCUCAAAGCCAAACCAACUCAGCGCCUUCGAGAAAUACUUCCUGUACGAAGCUGGGAGCCAUGUCAUCGACGACGACUCAACCUCGUACCGACCCUCACCUGCGACGAGUUGCCAGGUCUCUCCUCGGAAGAGGAAGUUCGCACAGCCGAACCCAGAGGCAGCCCCCAUCUCCCUCGAUACCCUGACAGAGGUUGAACUGCCACCAUCCACCACCACAACUCCCCCUCUGCCCGCCCCUCCCGCCUCAGACCCCGCGAGCCUUCCCCCGGCUCCUCAGGAACCAAUUGAGGAGUCGGGGAACGCUUUGCCGACUUCACGCAUCCGAAGUCGGGCUGAGGGCGGCUACCUCUGCACGUCUUUGGAUGUGUAUCUCUCCCACGAGCCAUGCAUCUUAAUUUACCCCCGCGCUGGCCGUCUGAAGAGCGGCGGUCUUGCAUCCGGACCCGUGGAGACUCAAAAGGCUGUCCUGGCGAACGGAGACGUCGACGCUGAUGCCAGUCACCUGCGUGAGGACCGGGAGUACUACGGCCUCCACUGGAGAAAGGAGUUGAACUGGCGCGCUCUGGGCUUCGAAUUCGUGGAGGAUGAGGCUGAUGAGAAUUUCCCCCCUGAGCCGAUCGCCUUCCAUGCCUGA